This is a messenger RNA of Dermacentor albipictus, 1552 nucleotides long. RefSeq lists its product as uncharacterized. The record is from RefSeq and is a predicted model, not a curated record. Lineage: Eukaryota; Metazoa; Arthropoda; Arachnida; Ixodida; Ixodidae.
CAACGGCACUCCUUCAUGGCGGAAGGGCUGUGUGUCAGCUCCGCGGUGAGGGCCGUCCAUUUUUCUACCGCGUCGCCUUAUCGUCGAAGCCACCAGAGCCUUGUCGUGUGAUAAGCAGUUCGAAUGGCUCGGCCAGCGACCGCACCUUCCUGCCGAGCGCUUACAAGGUCCCUGGUUUUUUCUACGAUGUACCGUACAACUCCGGCUAUGCUGCCUUUGCUCGUGCUGCUGCUACCGCUCCUCCAUCCGGUGUCGGGCUCCUCCUCCGAUCGCCGUCGCAGCCUCAGCUGCUUCCAGUGCAGCUGGCUGGCCGAGCAACCGGUGGACCCUCUGCGCCAGAAUGAGAUCGAGGCGCGUUGGAAGAAAGCGUACGAACGCUCGGAGGACGCAAUCGACAAUCCGUUCAAGCGACCACUACUGGGCGUCGAAACGUUCGCCGAGAUGCCCACCAGGACGCAGCUGGCGGCGCACUGCUACAACUGCACCAGGCCGGACGGCAUGUGCGCCCGCUGGACCUUCUACGGGAGCACGGGUCUGCCGGUGAACGUGACGUGGAUGUGCGUGAACAGCCUGAACACCGGCUGCUUUGUGGAGUACAUGGCCAGCCACUUUGUCAAGGAGGUGUGCCUGUGCGCGGACAGACAUCACUGCAACGCCGCCGGUGUGGCAGCACCCAUGCCCCUGGUCGCUCUGCUUCUCUGCGCGGUGUGGAUCGUCGUGCUUCGGGAAGUGUCUUCGUGAUAUCACCGACAGCCGGCGUGCACGUAUAGCAUGUCGGUGCGCGAACUCCUUGUGGCCUGAUAUUGCGUCAUCCCUUCGGAUCUAAUUCCCGAACUGUGAUUGCGACGCGUACACCGCGUAAGAACAUUACAGCUCAUUUUUUUUUAGGGGGGGGGGGGGGGGGGGGAGGGAGACACCGCGACGUUCUCGGUAGCAUAUUGUUCUGCAGCACUAACUCUGCUCCAAACUUCCGGAGCUGGGGUCUCGAACUCACGCUAGGCACCGGGCCACUCGCAGGUCGAAGAUGUUACCACUUAACGCGCGUCGAUAGUCCAAAGAGGUGUGAUUAAAUCAAACCGAAAGAAAGUCAUCUGCCCAGAGUAAAGGUCACUUCGCUAUAACACAAAGCUUCACUUCGCACACGUGGUUUCUGUCUGUCCCGGGUGACUUGUACAUUCUAGUCACUGAUAAUGUGUGGAAAGUUCUUUCAUCUUUGUACCGCGUUUCCGAUUUUGAUUAACGUUGUUUAAAAUCGUGAGGUUUUACGUGCCAAAUCCGCGAUGUUGAAUGGUGCUUUAACGUCCCGAAGCGACAGCUGAGCCGUGAGAAACGCCGUCUAGUCUUGGGCUCCAGGUAAACUUUGACCACAUGCAGUUCAUGAAAACGCGCCUAAAUCUAAGCGCACGCUGAGUUUUCGCAUACGGAAAGCCGCGGCUUCGCGGCCAAGAAUAAAUCCGGUGGGUUCGUGCUAAACAGCGGAGUGCCUAUACGCACUGAGCCACGGCGACUGUUCGCGAUGGUUCAUUAAGCAAAUAAACGAUUCCAUAACCUG